This is a messenger RNA of Nicrophorus vespilloides, 2403 nucleotides long. It is a transcript of the gene Hrd3, whose product is annotated as protein sel-1 homolog 1. The record is from RefSeq and is a predicted model, not a curated record. The transcript is spliced from 9 exons. Gene Ontology annotation, cellular component: endoplasmic reticulum membrane. Lineage: Eukaryota; Metazoa; Arthropoda; Insecta; Coleoptera; Silphidae. Gene Ontology annotation, molecular function: protein binding. Bases 269 to 2383 code for a protein of 704 amino acids. Gene Ontology annotation, biological process: ERAD pathway.
AUAUUUUUGUAUCAAGAAUUUAUUAUAAGAUAAAUUAUCCUUUUUUGCUACACAUUUCGAUUAAAACCCAUUGUAAUUAUUUCAUUCAAUCUGUUAAUGUUAUGCACGUUGUUUUGCCCUUAGCAAUUAUUUUACGAUAGUGACGUUUUUGUUGUUAAGGACACGUAAGUGAUAAAAAGUUUUUAAUCUUAUGUUUGUGAGCAGAAAGUUGCGUUCGUAAGUAUCAGGUGAAAACGCGAACAGUACGUGAAAGUGGGAAAACAAUAAUAUGCGUUAUAAAGCGGCGCUGCUGAUUUCCGUGUUUUUAUUAAACGGCUUCGUCAAUGCCGAUUUGAAAAAAUCGUCGGAAGGUGAGGAAGAGGAUGGCUCUAAGACCAUCAAAGAUGGAGAGGAUAAGACCAAGUUUGUUGCAAGCAUACAGGAGGUGGCUGGAGAAGUACCACCUGAGUUCAAUAUGGUGCAAACCCCAGAAUUAGAAGAACAAACUGAAGCCAGUAAGAAAUAUUAUGAAAAGUUAAUGGAACGGGCAGUGAACAAUUUAAGGUAUAAGAUCAUAGAAGGAACAGAAGAAGAAGAUGAACCACUACCUCCACCGCCAGAAAUUAUUGAACCUGAACUCACACAAACUCAGAAAGAAGGCAAAGCUCUUUAUGAGGCUGCUAUCAAGCUUCUCAAUAAGACUAAACCAAAUAGGGAGGACGCCACGAAAUUGCUUAUACAGGCAAUGGAAAAGGGCAACAGUGACGCCAAGGCUAGGAUUGCUUGGGCCUAUCUAUUUGGUACCACCAUGAAUCAAAAUAUGAAUGAUGCCAAAGAGAUCUUUUACGAUUUAGCGGGCAAUGGCCAUCCCGACGGGCACAUGGGAUUGGGUUUCCUUGCAGCUACUGGGCUUGCCAGAAUGAAUAUUAGCCAAUCAAGAGCACUCGUCCAUUUUACAAUGGCUGCUAUUGGUGGACACUCUUGGGCUCAGAUGAUCAUGGGUUAUCGCUAUUGGUUCGGAAUCACAGUCCCCAACAGCUGUGAGAAAUCUCUUGAAUACUACAGACAAGUUGCAGCUAAAGUAAGUCAAGGAGUAUCGUUCACCGGAGGUUCUUCUGUGCAAAGGGUCAGGCUCUUGGAUGAAUUGGAGAAUGGAUACUCGUCAAGCAUAAUUGACACGGAUCUAAUAGAGUAUUAUGAACUUUUAGCGGAAAAGGGAGAUAUUAAGGCUCAAGUGGGAUUGGGUCAAUUGCACUAUCAAGGAGGGCGUGGUCUGGAUCUGGAUUACGAGAAGGCCUUGCAUUAUUUCACGCAGGCCGCAAACGCAGGGAAUGCGAUCGCCAUGGCCUAUUUGGGCAAAAUUUAUCUGGAUGGUAGCGACGAGGUUAAGCAGGACAACGACACUGCGUUCAAGUAUUUCAAAAAGGCAUCCGAGAUGAACAACCCCGUAGGUUUAAGUGGUCUUGGUCUUAUGUACUUGUACGGAAGAGGUGUUGAGAAGGAUUACGUAAAAGCGCACAAGUACUUCUUGGCGGCUGCUGAUCAAGGUUGGGUCGAUGGGCAAUUGCAGCUCGGAAACAUGUAUUUAAAUGGAAUUGGAGUGACCAAAGAUUACAAGUUGGCCAACAAAUAUUUCUCGUUGGCGUCGCAGUCCGGUCACGUUUUAGCAUAUUACAAUUUAGCACAGAUGCAUUCGCAAGGCACGGGAAUGAUGCGUUCUUGCACGACAGCCGUUGAGCUUUAUAAAAAUGUAGCUGAGCGCGGACGUUGGGGAGAAACUCUGAUGCACGCGCAUCAAGAUUAUCGGAAUAAGAGGUUUAAUGAAGCUUUCGUACAAUAUGCGUUACUCUCAGAGUUAGGAUAUGAAGUGGCUCAGAGCAAUACUGGUUUUAUUUUGGACAGAGACGAAGUGCCGAUGAUGAGCGAAAGUGAAGCACUUUCUAGAGCACUACUGUACUGGAGCAGAUCGGCGGCACAAGGAUAUUCGCCAGCCCAAGUUAAAUUGGGUGAUUACCAUUACUAUGGACUGGGAACUGCCGUUGAUUAUGAAACUGCGGCAUCCCAUUACCGUAUAGCUUCUGAGCAGCAGCACAAUGCGCAGGCUAUGUUCAACUUAGGUUACAUGCACGAACAAGGUUUAGGCAUGGUUCAGGACAUGCACUUGGCUAAGAGAUUGUAUGAUUUGGCUGCGGAGACGAACGCCGAUGCGAAGGUUCCUGUAUCUUUAGCGCUCUUGAAACUGAGCUUGAUGUUUAGUUGGCAAUGUCUGCAAGAGAGCCCCUUUGCGAUUUUUUUCGUUAGCGAAACUUUUGGGAAUAACUGGGAUUUAUACCUAAUUACAGCACUGACUAUUCUUCUGGCUGGAAUAAUUUAUUUUAGGAGACCCCGUGAACUUGCGGUGUAAUCAAAGACACUACUCCAUUA